UGUUGAUAGCUGAUAAUGCACACUUAUGACAGUUCCAAGCUGUUGCGAGAGGAAUAUCGCGAUCUGGAUAUUUGGAUUCCCAUGCAGUAUAAAGCGGCUUGCAGAUCCCGGGGGCGCUUGUGGCACAUCCAGGAGACUAGGAGGGAUUCAACUUCGGAGAGUGUGAAGCCUGCCGACAGUUUGGGAGGACAAAGCUUACGACUUCCCCAGUCGUAUUCCUUGCUGAUGAUACUACCUUCCCGAAAGGAGAGCCCACUUCAGGAAAGGAACAACACAAUGGGCCAAAUGGGAAUAAGAAACACCCAAGUUCUGUUCAUCGAUGCGCUGUGUCAAAGCAGCCAUCUGGAUUUGCUCAUGGCGUACCAUCCGGCAUAUCAGGCUCCAUUCCUCAGGACACAGAACUUCAUCCUGAAGAGUGACGGGCCUCUCCCUUAUGACCAAAGACAUUACAUUGCUAUCAUGGCGGCUGCCCGGCACAACUGCAGCUAUCUGGUGAACCAACAGAAAGAGGCAUUCCUAUCUCCGGACGUGUCGGGUGACAAGGCCUGGUUACAAGGCCUGCAUUGCAUUCCCAAAAAGCUUCGAGACUUGGACGAGAUCAACAAGAUCCUGGCGCACAGGCCUUGGCUCAUCACUAGGGAACACAUAGAGAGGUUAACUAAAGGGAAGAAUAACUGGUCAUUAUCGGAAGUCGUACAAGCAAUAGUGAUUCUGGCUCACUUCCACGCACUCUCGAGCUUCGUCUUCGGCUGCGGGAUCAACUCCGAGGUGGAAGAGAGCAACGGUCAGAAAGCGAGCAACAAUGGAUACAGUGCCAACGGAGAAGGCGAGGUCUCCAGUCUCAAGAGGAGUGCCCAAUCCAGCGUUGAAACGUUAAUGAGGAAGAUGAAGAACAUGUCCCAACACAGAGUGGACGACGACGCGUCCAUGGAAGAGCGCGUGCGAUGCUUCGAGACGGAGUGCAACGGGGCGAGCUACACGUCGUCGUCCCAGUGCAACCCAGUGACGGACUUGUCCCAGUUUGUGACCGACCCGACGUUUGGGUACCAGGACUUUGCGCGCCGCGAGGACGUUGAGAUCCCCACGUUUAGGGUGCAGGACUACUCCUGGGAAGACCACGGGUACUCCCUCGUAAACAGGCUCUACAACGACGUGGGCGAGUUGCUCAACGAGAAGUUCAAGGUUGCCUACAAUCUUACUUACUACACUAUGGGUGGCAAGACAGAAGUAGACACUUCGAUGUUCCGCCAGGCCGUCUGGAACUACAUCCAGUGCAUCUACGGAAUCAGGCACGACGAUUACGACUAUCGAGAAGUGAAUGAACUGCUGGACAGAGAACUGAAGGAAUAUAUCAAGGCUGUCUGCUGUUAUCCCGACCGCAUGGCCAAGGGCAACUACGACUCCGUCAUGCGGGACUUCAAGUACUCCGAGAAGGUGCAUGUCACGAUAAUGAUCUUGGAAGCACGUAUGCAAGCCGAACUCCUGUAUGCCCUGCGUGCCCUCAUGAGGUACAUGACGUGAUUGCCUCCAAGUGUGGCGGACGUUUUGAAUCGCACGACAAACCCUGGGAGCUCCGAAGGAAGAACACUUUGUGGUCCUGCUGGCCGGACUUUUCCACGCAUCACUUCCGCAGCGGCAUCCCCGCUGAGAGGGACUUUUUCUGUGGAGCGAGCUCCCCUUUUUUUCAGCUGUGCGGGGGAUUUUAAUUUAUUAGGGGAAGAAAUGGCAGUUGUGAAUACUCUUUUUCGUACAUUUUUUCUGUGUUUUCCGUUCACGAGGAGUAGCCCUGUUCUUCUGUUUUCUUUUUAGUUUAUCACGUAAUAAGUUUUUAAUACUUUGUCGCGUCGACGAGGCACGUUUUUUUUUUAGUGUCCUUCGUGGUCAUUUUUCCUUUCUUGUACAUGGUUCCAUUUCAUUAAUCCUAUAAUGCGAGAAAAGUGAAGAAAAAAAAAUGCAACAAAAAAAGCUCUGGGUCUUCCCCCGACAUUUUAGGUUUGCACAGCGCAGUUUGUAUGACCUAUGUCUGCCAAAUAUGCCUCUCACUGUUUUUUGAAAAGGAAAGACGAGAUUGUGAGCGACGAGAGGAAAACUUGGUCAGUGUUUAGCGUCCUUCUGCUCAAAAAGCACCCUUUUGUGCCCACGCAAAAUUUGUGUGGGAUCGUCGAAGGAAAUUUGCGUAGCUACUGAAACUGACCCCGUUCGCAAAACGUGCACAGAAUGAAAAAAAAAAAGCGACUUGAGAUUUACCAGGAAAUUGACAACAAAACUUGUUUCGCAUACUGCAUUGGAGUGUCUGUCCCACAUUUUUUGGAAACUUGAGUACUGAGUGUUAUUUAGCGAAACUUGCUGUAAAUUAGCUGAUAGUAUAAAUGUACUUUGUGCCUGACCAAAAAGUGAUGCAACAUUGCGUGUUAGCAGUUCCCAACUCUCUAGCCAGCUACCAAGUCCCACGGGUUGAGCUGGUAUGUUUAGGUGUACACUAUAUAAUGAAAUGUAGUACGGUUAUAUAGGUUUUUGAAAAAAAAAAGAACAUUGUGCAAAUCCCUGAGCUUGCCACAUCACUAUGCAAUAGUGCUGCUGGUCGUCAGCCCUUGUGUCAUCGGGGGAAAAACGGAAUAAAUUGUUACGGCUCAGAUCGAAAUAAAUUCUGGCAGCCCGUUUCAACUCCCA
Messenger RNA from Ornithodoros turicata, 2670 nucleotides. RefSeq names its product sestrin-1-like. The coding region runs from base 16 to 1521 and encodes 501 amino acids. Lineage: Eukaryota; Metazoa; Arthropoda; Arachnida; Ixodida; Argasidae. Gene Ontology annotation, cellular component: nucleus. Gene Ontology annotation, biological process: regulation of response to reactive oxygen species; negative regulation of TORC1 signaling; positive regulation of macroautophagy. The transcript has 10 exons. The record is from RefSeq and is a predicted model, not a curated record. Gene Ontology annotation, molecular function: oxidoreductase activity, acting on peroxide as acceptor; L-leucine binding.